Molecule: messenger RNA, 2321 nt
Organism: Hypomesus transpacificus
Lineage: Eukaryota; Metazoa; Chordata; Actinopteri; Osmeriformes; Osmeridae
Product: complement C1q-like protein 2
Exons: 8
Coding region: 1128-2138 (336 amino acids)
Molecular function (GO): protein binding
Source: RefSeq, a predicted model, not a curated record
AAGACACGUGACCGUCGAAGUCUAAUUACCGUCAGGUGACUCUAGACAUACCCUCUCAAUCGAAUACCUUUCUGAAUUCUUCACAUACCGGAAGUGUACCUGUAAGCGAACACAUUCUAACGGUUGUAUUUCAAAAUGUACAAGUCAGACAACCAGUUGUGCCUAGGUAUCAAAUUUCUUAGCAGACCUUAAGGUCCCCGUAACUAACAUGUGAAAACCUCAGAUCAGACCCCCACCCCUACUCCCUCGGCUUGAGGCAACGGCCUCGAUGGAUGUUGGCGGUAUUGCAUUUCCGAUUUGGUAGCGACAAGUACGGUCGACUUUAUUGAUGAAUAAUCAGGUCAUAAAUACAGAAGCAUAGUACAGAUACAGUUUACAAAUACAAUAAUGAAAAACAUAUAAUACAAAAAAGUAAUAACAAUAAGAUUAAAGUACAGUGGAUAACAAUCAUGUUAUCUAUCAUGUCACAGUCAAAAAAAGAAAGAGAUAGGAUACAAAUUAGAGCAGAGACGUUUGAAAACAGUGCCUUAUAAUAUUGAAUAGUAUAUAAAGCUUUCUUAUUUCGUAGCAGAUUAAGAGAUUCUAUCAAGAGAUUAAAGUCUAUAAAAAAUACUGUUAAGCACGGUUGAGAAUUUGGCUUUUUCUUUGUGUCAUUCAGCACAAGUAAGUUUGAGUUCAUGACGUCAUACAUUUUCCAUCUGACAUUCACACCCACAUUCACUUGUGAUACUGGAUGAGUUAAUUCAUUAUCACUUGUUAUAGGCUAUGUCUGCUGUAUGUGGUGUGUGUAGUGUGUGGUGUGUAUGUAUGUGGGUGUGUGUGUGUGUGGUGUGUAAGGUUGGGGCUAAUCCAACAUAUGUUUUUUCUCCCACUAAGACACUUCGGUCCAAAACUGCACUUUCCCUUCAAGAAGAACUGGCACACACCCGCUCCCUCCUCCUCCUGGGGUCUCCACUCUGCACAUCAACAACAUGAGAAGAAGAAUGAGCGGAACAGGAGGGAAAGAUUAUGAGAAGACUGACAGGAGGAACAGAAUGUGUUUGGGUUCUCACGUGUGUGACCAACCUGGAUGCAUAUAAAAACAGGAACUGAACACGGAGAGUGACAACACUCUACUACCCUUCAGGAUGAAGAUAGAUACUGUGGUUCUGCUGCUCUGUCUGUCUGUGACACGGGCCCAGGGAGACCGCACAGGGGGCCCAGAGAACGACACCAAGAACAGUCUGGGUGAACCACAAACAGGAGGCAGCGUGAGCAAUGGUGCCAUCCUGACUGAACUGAGGGCUCUGAGAGACAUGGUGGUGGAACAGAGGGUUGAGCUGAGAGUCACCCAGACUCAGUUACAGUUCUACAAGGACCAGCUAUCGGACUACAAGGACCAGCUGUCAGUCACCCAGAGUCACGUGGAAGAGAUGAGAAAAGACAACGCAGCCCAGGCUGCAGAUCUUGUCACCCUGAAGGCCAGGCUGGCGGCCAGUGAAGGAGAGGUCAACGAUCUACACACAGAGAACUCAGCCCUGGAAGUCAGAGUAAGUCUCAGUGAACACCACGUGGAAGAACUGAAGGCAGAGAAUGAGGCCCAGGUUGCAGAUCUUGUCACCCUGAAGGCCAGGCUGGCAGCCAGUGAAGGAGAGGUCAAAGAUCUACACACAGAGAACUCAGCCCUGGAAGCUAGACUAAGUCUCAGUGAACACCACGUGGAAGAACUGAAGGCAGAGAAUGAGGGCAGACCAAAGGUGGCAUUCUCCGUGGGUCUAACUGAUUCAGGAGAUGCUGGGCCCUUCAACACUGACACAUCACUGGUCUAUAGCAAAGUCUUCACCAACAUAGGCAACGCCUACAGCCCAGUAACAGGUAUGUUCACAGCACCAGUGAGAGGAGUGUACUACUUCAGGUUUACUGCCAGUGACUACCGUAGUUCUGGAAGACUGGGAGUUCAAAUGUACAAGAACGACGUCCAUAUCAUGUUCAAUUAUGUCUCCUACAACGACAAUCAACGGAAAUAUGUGGGAAAUGCUGUUACUCUAGAGCUGGAGCAGGGAGAUAUGAUUAUGAUGCGUCUUCCAUCAGGUUACAGCCUGAAUGAUCAUUCUAAUAAUCUCAACACCUUCAGUGGUUUCCUUCUCUUCCCCAUGUAAAACACUGCCCAGGCUCAAGUUUAAUAAAGCUGAUAUUCCUCCCUUGCCCCCGGUAUUAGUUCAAGAGUGAAGAUAAGACUGGUGGAGAGAUGAUAUGGUGAUAAAUUUGUGGGCUGUCAGCAUUGUUGACAUGUUUAUCUGGAGCAAAGACGAAGAUUUAUAAAUGAUGUCUGAUAAACACAA